Molecule: messenger RNA, 2393 nt
Organism: Acanthoscelides obtectus
Lineage: Eukaryota; Metazoa; Arthropoda; Insecta; Coleoptera; Chrysomelidae
Source: the annotation of a GenBank genome assembly
GGCAAAUGAUUUUUGUAGGAAGGAAAGCUGGUUUUUGCGAAAUUCACAGUCCAUCUUAUCUUCCAGGGUUAUACGCCGUUACAUAUAUCCGCCCAGUUUGGUCACAAAGAAGUAUUCAAGCUGCUCAUUGAAGUUUAUAAAGCAGAUCCAAAUAUUCGCGACUACAGCGGCCGAACAGCGGAUUACUACUUGAUGUCGAAACAGCAGCAAAAAGGGAUGUCCGGCCAUCACGUGACUUUGCGCAAAAUAAAAGGAAGAAAGAAGCAGUCAGAAAAGGAUUUGGGGUUUCUCAGAAUAGGAUCGUUAAACGUGAGAGUGAAAAAAACUACAGAGGCGUUCAGUAACUUUUUGGGUGUUGGAAGUGGAAGUGCUGCUACAGUCAAUCCUUCGGAUUGCAGCGACAAGAUCCUGAAAGGAUGGGGCUCUGCAGACAACCUGAAUAAGGAAAUGAUGACAGCAGCUUCAAAAAAUGGAGGAGGCAAUUCGAAGAAGAAAUCAAAAAGCAUGAGCAAGCACGAAGUAGGCAGAUACAGCAGCACUCCCAACACUCCGAGAACUCCAAACAGGACCUUCAACUCUGUUCAUGGAAAUGAAUCCGACUCUGAUUCAGCAGCUGGAUUCGACUCGCAUUGGAAACAUUGACAACCCCACUUUGUAUCAUAUCAUUCGAAUUAUAGGAAGAACAGUUGAACAAAGUGAUAAGCCAUAACCACUUUAUGGUCAAAUGAUAUCCAUAUCUGCAGAAGGAACGAUUGCUGCAAGGUGCUGUUCCAACUUUGGUCAUAGACAGUGCCAAUAAACAUACCUGAGAAUAAUGAAGAAACGAUUGAAACUGAAAAAGAGUUUCAGCAGAGAUAACUACAAAAAUGAUAACAACAACUUGGUACGGGCCGGCCGAGAUGUCUUGUGCCUUGUACCAAGUUGAAAACAUACUAGGAAUAUCAAAAAUUUAAAAUGCUUUUACUGACAUGCUUCUUUAAAAGUAAAUGCAUAUUUUAGUUAUACCUACACCUCAUAAUUUACUAAAUAGUAAAAGCUUCUUGUCUUAUUAGACAUUCACAGUAUGUAGUAUGUUACUCUUCAUUUAACACCACCUAAUACACAUUCAUUGCAAAAACAUGUCUGGGACUUACGUGGUUUUUACAUGCACUAUUUGAUGGUGGGUAUUUGAAUUGGUCAUUUCAAAAACAGGACCGGUGUCUGUGUAAAUUGGGAGGCGUAGGAUGCAUCUCAUACAUACAUGUAGGUAAUUUGGGGUGCUGAAUUUGAAUAUCAUCAUAAAAAAAACCUCACAAUAGCGUGGGGUCGAAUUAGGGGUGAAAAAUUUGUAACAAACUUGUGAGAUUGACCUAGAAAACAAGCUUGAAAAAGGUUAUUUACUUGCAACAAUUUGUGGCGAUUUUUUAUUAGUUAUUGUGAUUAGUAGAAUCCUAUUUGACAAACAAACACCUCUAAUGGGAGCAGUAGAAUUUAUUGGAGGAUUAGAGAAUUUGGGAACUGCCACCACUAUGUACACAAUGACACAUUUUUCUAGCUCUGGUACUAAUAUAGUUUGCACCUCAUGAAUGCUGGGUAUAAUGGCGCCAAUAAGAUUAUUCUCAUUUGAACUGACAUAAACGAUGCCACAGACUCCACACGGAUAAACAAAAUGUUCGAAAAUGAGGGUAGCUCUCUGAUUCGCAGUUUGCAUUUGUUGUUGUCACAGUGUGGCUACUCCUAUCUCCUAUGAACGAAUUUUUCUCCAACAAAAAAUCCUUAGUGUUUGACAUGUAAAUGUAUAAAUGUGUAUCUUUUAAAUCGGUUAAUACAGUUGAUGAAAGCUUAGAUAUUUCUAAAUCGGUACGCAAUAUUUUGGCUUAACUACCGUCCAAUGGAUAGCACUGCAAGUAUCUUGAAAGCACCUCGCAGAUUUCAAUGAUUCAUAGAAAACUCGGUAAAUCCUGAUAUAGUUGUAUAAGAGGAAUCUUUGUUUUAUAACAACAAUAAAGAAAAUGUGUAAUAUUACUUAUGGAACACAUAAUAUUCCAAGGAAGAAUCUGAAUUUGUUAACAAAAAUGGGGGAAUUUUAAGCCCGUCGCAGCUAUUUAAGUUUGCUGAAUUUGGAUAAUGCCUUGAUAUUGACAUUUUCGGAUUGAAUGAUAAUGAUUCGCUUUCAGCAGCCAAAAAACGUAUAUUCAUGAUUUGUUUACGUUCCACACUGACUCAUCUUUUGUUCUAUCUGGAAGGUAAUAUGCAUAUUCUGCUCUGCCUUGGGUUCUUCAAGUGCGAGUUUCAUUCCUAAAGAGGCCACUAGAAAGUUUCUGUGUCGGAUUAUCUACGUUAAUCAUUGCUAUCACAAUAUUGCAAUGUUAGCAUCAAUGUGAUAUCCAUUUCGUAUUUUUGAAAUUUGCUUC